This is a messenger RNA of Punica granatum (pomegranate), 1850 nucleotides long. The record is from RefSeq and is a predicted model, not a curated record. Lineage: Eukaryota; Viridiplantae; Streptophyta; Magnoliopsida; Myrtales; Lythraceae.
UCAAAGACCUUAAGAUUAGUCAACACUGGAGGAAGCGGAUGCAGCGCAGUCACAUUCUGCUUCAUUUCUCGUCUCUCAUAGACAUUUUAUUGGCACGUCAUUUCACUAAACGUCACCGCCCAGCCAGGUUAACUUUCCCCAUCCCGAACUACCUGAUCUACUCUUCCUCUCGGCGAAGUCCGAUUUCGUCUCUCCCUUUUGCCGACUCUCUGAUGUUUCGAAUUCCUGCGGGUUUCGGACGAUCCGAGGCUGAAUUUGGGGGGUUGCUGGUUUCUGUUGGUGGCUAGGGUUUCGUCAAGGUGGAAUUGGUGGCGUUCGAAUUGGCAAGUAAUUCGGGAGGGUGUUUCUCUUGAUAGGUUUGAAUUUGAUUAGGGUUUCGGGAGGUGCGGUUGUGUGCGAAGGAAAAAAGUGGAGGAUUGUUUCUCCGAGCUUUUCUUUCAAGGAACGUCAACAAGAAGUAGAGCAGCUUUUGUACAAGACGCGAAUAGAGAUGCAUGCCUCUGCGCAACCGAAUGGUCGAUCUCCGAAACGGAUGACUGGUUCAAUGUCAACAUCACAAUUGAAAACUGGCUCUGACGGUCUGCAGAAUGCUGCGUCCUUGGCAUCUCAGGGCAAAGGAAAGAAAAGAGAGCGUGUAGAACAGAGCUCAGAUCCCGUGAAACGUGAACGUUUAGCAAAAAUGGGAGAUGGCGAUUCUGGUCGCUAUAGUUCAGAAAGCUCGUUGAAAUUGGAGAUUGCUAAAGUAGUGGAGAAGGGACCACUGGUAGAUACAGAAGGUGUUGACAAAUUAGUGCACGUAAUGCUUAUCGAGAUAAAUGAGAGGAAAAUAGAUUUGACUGCCCGAACAAUGCUUACAAAUGUAAUUGUUGGCACAGAGAAGCCGGAUUGCCUGAGCAGAUUUGUUCAGAUAAGGGGUUUGUCUAUAUUGGAUGACUGGCUUCAAGAUGUUCAUAAAGGAAAGACUGAUGAUAGCAGUGGGGUCAAGCAUAAUGAUAAGUUGGCCGAGGAAUUUCUCUUGGUUCUGCUCCGUGCGCUGGACAAACUCCCCGUAAACCUUCCAGCAUUGCAGAUGUGCAACAUUGGCAAGUUGGUGAAUCAUUUACGGACACACAAGAAGUUGGAAAUUCAGAAGAAGGCGCGGAGUCUAGUCGACACAUGGAAGAGACGUGUCGAGGCUGAGAUGAAUAUGAACGAUGCCAAGAUGGGUUCUGUCCCGUUUAAGUCAUUAGAUUCGACAUCUGUAGGUCCACUGGCUCCUGAAGCGACUUCUUCAGCAGGACUUGAAAGAGUCAAGUCAUUUGAGGAGACUGGCAAGUCACUCUUGGUCAAAGACACAGGUCCAAAGAACUGAGACUUGCAUUGAUCCAGGGUCUGUGCAGAUUGUUCGCUUCUUUGAUCAUUCAUUUCUGCAGGAACCUUGAAACGCAAACAAGACGCUGUCAUCCCAUACGUAUUUGGUGAAGAUACAACAUUUCGGAUGCAUUUUCAUGCUGCUGCAAUUAAUGUGAACAAGAUUGUGAAAUCUCAUCCCAGGAAAUUCCUGCUCUGGCUAUGUCAGACGAAGUAAACAGCAAUUGCUGCAUGGGCCAGUGAAUUUCAAUAAGUGGGUGGCAUCAAAUGCCUUUUAAGUAUAUUUUGUAAACAGAAAACAAACAGUGAUCCAAUCGGAGAGUUAAUAUAUAUAUAUAUGUAGAUAUUCUACCUACGAGAUACAGAAGCUAGUUUGAAAGAAGAUAUUGAAGUCGUUGCCAAAGAAGCGACCCUCGAUAUCCUCAAAACCCACUGCAUACCAUCGGCGAUGUCUGAUGAUCUUAAGACAUAAAAGCCAUAUAUUCAUUUGAUUUUUGCUA